GGACGCUCCCACAGUCUCCCACCCAGUUUAGGUCUGCGUCAUAAGUAUCCCCAAACCUGGGUUUGCAGCUGCUUAAGACAGGCAAGGGAGAAAGUAGGUCCUGUUAGGGCUAGCGCGAUCUCUUCUCUUUACAACCUGCAACCCAAGACGCUGAUUCCAGCCAAGCCUUACCGCACAGCCCAAAGAUACACGAUGGUGAAAACAGCCUUCAAUACAGUCACAGCGGUGCAAAAAGAGGAGGCACGGCAAGACGUGGAGGCCCUUGUAAACCGAACGGUGGGAGCUCAGAUCUUGACCCGCAAGGAGCUCCAAUUUGCCACCCAGGAAAAAGAGGGCUCCUCUGGUAGAUGCAUGCUUACUCUUUCAUACAUCUUGGCAGGACUUAUUGUUGGUGGAGCCUGCAUUUACAAGUACUUCGUGCCCAAGAAUACCAUCUACCAUGGAGAGAUGUGCUUCUUUGACUCUGAAGACCCUGCAAAUUCCCUUCAAGGAGCAGAGCCCUACUUCCUGCCUGUGACAGAGGAAGCUGACAUCCGUGAAGAUGACAACAUCGCAAUCAUUGAUGUGCCUGUCCCCAGUUUCUCUGAUAGUGAUCCUGCAGCUAUUAUUCACGACUUUGAAAAGGGCAUGACUGCUUACCUGGACUUGCUCCUAGGGAACUGUUAUCUGAUGCCUCUCAAUACUUCUGUUGUUCUUCCUCCAAAGAAUUUGGUGGAGUUCUUUGGCAAACUGGAAAGUGGCAGAUACCUGUCUCACACAUAUGUUGUUCGUGAAGACCUGGUUGCUGUAGAGGAGAUCCGUGAUGUUAGCAACCUUGGCAUAUUUAUUUACCAACUUUGCAACAACCGCAAGUCCUUCCGCCUUCGUAGAAGAGACCUCUUGCUGGGUUUCAACAAACGUGCCAUUGAUAAAUGCUGGAAGAUUAGACACUUCCCCAACGAAUUUGUUGUUGAGACCAAGAUCUGUCAAGAGUGAGAGGCAACAGGAAAAGAGUAUCCUUAGUAAUAAGAAGUCAGAGAUUUACAAUAUGACUUCAACAUUAAAGUGUGUGGGAUACUCAUGAUAUUACUCAUGCAUACUCUAUUUCUUAUACAAAAAAAAAAGAAGGAAAAAAAACUAACCACUGCAAAUUCUUGUCGAUUUUUAGUUUAAUUGGCAUUUCUUUUUGUUUGAAAUUUAAAUUAAAUAAUUCUGUGUUUUUCUUUUCAAUUUAUAGGGUUUAGACUUCGGAAAGCAGCAUGAAUAUAUCAGCUAACGUCCUGACAAUAAAUUCCAUCCUUUGUGUGUGGUUUUUUAAAGUAAGUUCUUCACUCAAUCACAUGGUAGAACAUGUUUUAAAUUUAAAAUAUUUAAAAAUUUUUUUGAAUUUUUUUGUAAAACACAUCAAAUCUCUUAA
Leopardus geoffroyi (Geoffroy's cat) is the source of this 1396-nucleotide messenger RNA. RefSeq names its product integral membrane protein 2A (gene ITM2A). Bases 193 to 975 code for a protein of 260 amino acids. The transcript has 6 exons. Gene Ontology annotation, biological process: negative regulation of amyloid precursor protein biosynthetic process. Gene Ontology annotation, molecular function: amyloid-beta binding. Gene Ontology annotation, cellular component: Golgi apparatus; extracellular exosome; plasma membrane. The record is from RefSeq and is a predicted model, not a curated record. NCBI's taxonomy places the organism in Eukaryota, Metazoa, Chordata, Mammalia, Carnivora, Felidae.